This is a messenger RNA of Drosophila montana, 11834 nucleotides long. It is a transcript of the gene RhoGEF3, whose product is annotated as Rho guanine nucleotide exchange factor 3. Gene Ontology annotation, cellular component: cytosol. The transcript is spliced from 15 exons. Lineage: Eukaryota; Metazoa; Arthropoda; Insecta; Diptera; Drosophilidae. The record is from RefSeq and is a predicted model, not a curated record. Bases 114 to 10889 code for a protein of 3591 amino acids. Gene Ontology annotation, molecular function: guanyl-nucleotide exchange factor activity; protein binding.
AAAUGUCAGAUGAAAUUAAAUCAGUUAAAAAAUAACAAACCUAAAUAAUCCAGAGUGUACUUUUCAAACCGAGCUUAUGGGCCUCGAAAAAGAACUAUGUAAUUAUUUCUCAUAUGAUUUCUUUAUUCAGUGGGGCCUUAAUAAAAGAAGGAUACAAAGAAAUAACCGCAGCGAUGGCAACGGAAACCUUUCUUGACUUGACAAGCGACCGAGCAAAAUCAUCGAAACGCCCCAUAAGGCCAAAAUUACUCAAAUUACCGGACGUUACCACACCACACCGUAGUCGCAAGAAGAUUAAAAUAAAGUCAAAAGAUCGCCCUGCAGCUGUACGUGAUCGCAUCUAUGAUGAUCCGGCCUACACAGAAGACAUAAGCCAUCUUGCAAACCCCCAGCGCCGGAGCAGCAUAUCGGGAAAAUCUUCGAGAGAUUAUAAACUUAGUUCCGAUAACUCUACGCAGCCGGUGGCAAGUAGCAGCUCUUUAGGUAAACGCAGUCAAUUGACAAAGGACUUUUUAAAGUAUGCGAUGAAUGCACCCAGCAACAGUGGAGCAGUAAGCAUAAACUUUGAUUCCAGUAGUUCGGACAACGAGCAACCGAGGCUAUUUAAAGAUGGUAGCGUACCAAGGCGUGCUUUAAGCCUGGAGCGAAAUUUAGCAGUUACUGGGGCCGAGAAGAAUGAUAAGAAAUCGGCCCCUCAAAAGCGCAGCUCCAAGCAAAAGCGAAAUCUGAGCCUUGACAACAGCCGAAAGGGAACACAGCCACAUCUGCAGCAGAUUCCAGCAAAAAGCAUACAGAGUUACGAGCUCGAAACACUAAACACUCGGAAGGAACACAAUCGGAAGAAAUACCUGGAAACAGAAAUGAAACUUGGUCGGGGCUCCAGCGAUCAGGAUGACCUUUUCUCGGUACGUAGCUCGGCACAGAACUCGGCCGCCACGUUACCCAUAGAGACGAAUGUUAAGUUGCCAAUUGGGCGACGUCUUUUAAAAGGCGAAAUUGGUAUCAAGAGCUUUAACUACUACCUCCUGAAGGAGGGCUUAAAGAGCUCUAAGAAGCUUGAUAAGAAACGCAAUACAGGUGAUACAGCCGGCAAUAGUGUCAAGAAAUUGCAUACACGCAGCGAAGAGAACAUUUAUGAAGAGAUAUUCUUUAAGGAUACGCCAAGCUCAAUUAAACCAAAAAACAGUGCACCAAUAACAGCUGGAACUGUGCUACCCGAUGAGGAUGUCGAAAGACAGCACCAGCAGCAACAGCAAUGUUUGCCAGAUUCAGUCGUUUUUGCCGAUUGUGAGCUCUGCAUGCAGCAAUGCAGAAAUGAAAAUUGCAAGUAUUGUCUAGUCCAAGGUGAGUCGACGGCAAAUAGUCAACUGCAGCAGGACAAUGGCAGCGAUAAGCUGGCAAGCACAGAAAGUGGAUUUCCGGCUGCCCACAUUCUUGAAUUUCAGUCAUACAAUCCAAGCAAUCCGGGCGUAUAUAAAAUUGAAACGACACCCGUGGCAAUAACGGGCGAAUACAAUCCAAUACUGCAGUUCCAGAAAUCUUCUGCGAAAACAUCCACAUCUGCCACGAUAUCUUCCUGCGAGCAGCAGCAUAAUAAUAAUAACCAUCGCAACCACCAACAACAAGAUCAGCAUCAAAAGCAGCAACCAGCUUACAGAGGAUUUAAUAAACACCAAGAACAUUCCAGGUCUCACCAGCAUAACUUAGCAAGUCGUCCGCUUGCGAAUCACUACAACGUAGGCGGCAGCCUGUUGCUGGCACAGGUGACAGCACGGCAACCGCAACCGCAACAGCAUCUGCAACAGGGUUAUAUUGUCGGCUACAAAAAUGGUAGUGUUGCACCGACAGCCUCAUCCGGGCACCGUAUUAAUACGAAGUCUUCCUCGUCUAGUGACUCACUGCCCUAUCACAAAUAUAACACAAUGCCACUAUUAGACGCGAAUGUGUUUGCAGCUCCGGCCACGGCUGACAUCUACUAUGCUAUAGGAGGAGUAGGGGCGCCAUCGCUGCAUCCUUUAAUGUGCGCGGCCAGUAGACCUAUUGGUGGCUCGCAAAUUUUGGUCGAUCAAUUUGAAUCGCAUAUGUACAAGAGCGACUCAAAGGCUUCCAUCCUGAGUGAAUUUUCUCUGCGCAGCAGCGAUAAUUCACAGCGGUACUCGCGAUACCCGCAUCGCUCCAGUCUCUUCUCCUCGCACACUCCUCGCACAAAUCAUCGUCGACUUUUUGGCAGCACGGAGAACUGUCGAGUUGCCUAUGACUGUAGACGCUGCAGCUUUGACGGCGUCAUGAGUGCUGCUGGAGUCGGUGUGACCCCGGCUGAUAAAUGCAGCAACACGGAUAACUGUCGCUACGAGUGCCGUAACUGCGACUGCUCAUCGAGCUAUUUCAGCUCCGACUUUGAUGAUAUUUAUGGCUCGAUGGCGCGUGGUGGCAGCAGUGGCAUACCCCGUAAAACGGCGGCAGGUACGUUGCCAUCUAGUGGACCGACGGAUCCAACUACUAGCUACAAGGCACCGACCCCUGAACAGCCGCAGCCGCAACAGCUCGACCUCAAGCAGAACAAAUAUGCCAUGGACUUCUUCAAGCAUGUCAAUGAUGUAAAGCGCAGCAUUUAUCAGUCCGAAACGCAGCGUAAUAAUAGUUUGGACUCAACACGUCGUGGAUAUCGAACCAGCACCAACAAUAACUCCGAUUUAAGUCCUAAAAUCAAAGCAUCAUAUCCUCUGGAAGCGACAUUUAUUGUGACGACAUUGCCACUUAGCAAAGGGCGGGGCAUGACAGCAAAGCCCACGCCGGCGCCUAGGACCAGCCUUAAAAAUCAGUCGCAAAAGCAGACACCAGAGGAAGAUACGACGCACACACAAAGUAAUCGUAAGCUGCAUCCUACGGAAAUACAUGAAUAUCCUUCAUUGGAUCGACUAGUAGCGUCCACAACAGGUGCUACACCAAAGUGGCAGAGCCGCGCAACGUCGGAGGAAGGGCCUAAAGGCAACAAACAAAGGACCAUGCACAAAGAAACAGAGCUAAGAGAGCGACGUGAUCGAAGUGCACCUACAGCUUCAAUUGAGCCAAUUGCCUCAUCUACAGUGGGUACAUCAGGUAAGAAACAUCAUCGCUCGAAUAGCGGCAACCCAGCGUCAACCAUACGUCGCAAGGAUAUACCCGCGCCACCGCCACCCUCGCCAGCCACUUACUCAGAUCUGCAAGAAUUAAAGGCCAAUAUGGAGGGACUUCAGGACGACACUAAGUCACGCUCUUUAGAGAGUGAAGCCAGCGAAACUCCCACAACUACAGGGCAAGCGGCUGUUAAAAUAGUUGAAGCUACUGUAAAAUGCACAGAGCCAGUUGUAUUAACAGACGCAGCUCAAUUGGCACUGAUAGCAGAAGAAACCGGAAAGAGCAAUGCAACAAUGGUGCCAAGCAAAACUGCACCGGAAGCGGAUGAUGAUGAUGUUUUCUACGAUGCACGCAGCGAAAACUCGAUAGGCGGCUUAAGUGUCGCACCCUCAACGGAAGGGGCUCUACAAUCAUCGAAUUCUGGUCAAAAAAAAAAGGAUGUGUGCUUUAUACAGCCAGAACUUGAUAAGUCUGGCGUAUUUGCACAAUCGGUAGGUACGAACCUCACAACGAACCUCUUGCAAGAGCAAGAGCAGCUCAAGGACAUUGUGGAGAACUCCUUACCAAGCACAACGAUGGAUGCAACUGAAUCGAGUCAACCGUUACCAAAUGAUGAUUAUGUUGCCGGGGCCAAGAGUAAAACAUCAACAGAGGCUAGCAUCAAGAAAAGUUGUCAUACAUGUUGCCAAACUGAAGCAACAGCGAGUAUUCAGCAUAACGAAGCAACAGUCAAAACAAACACCGAAGUAGCGAGCACAACAAAAGGCAAUAAUAAUACAAGCAUAACUGAGGUAACAACCAGAAAUGUUGACGCAACUAUAGCGGAGGGGCAAGCAACCAGUUUGAUGGCAACAAAUGUUGCCUACGACGAUUCAACAAUCAUUGGAGCAACAUUGGAGCUCGAGUUCAGUUGCAAUUCAGCACACACGGACAGCGCAACGCUUGCAAACAGUGAUCCGCCUACAGUGACUACUGAAAUAGUAGCAACAUGCCAGGACAUCACCUGUCUCGACUCGAGUGAGGCAUUUUCUGACGAUAGUCACCUGACGCGUGAUUCGGUAACGCGUGAAUCGCAAAACGACGAGCUGUCAUCAUCGACGCACGACAAGAUCGAUCUUAGUACCUUACCACUUCCCGCUCUACCAACCAAACGAAGACGCACACGCUUACGCGCUAGUCCCUCAAAGAAUCAUCACCAACAGCAGCCGCGCUUGGAAAACAGCCAAUAUGAAGAUGCGGCGGCAGAAAAAACGUCACACCGAAAUAAAAAACCACAAAGGUACUCAGUCCAGGAAACGAUAAACAUUGAGCAACUGAACGUACCGCAUGAUAACGCAAAACUGCAACAAAAUCAGCAGCAGCAGCAACACCUCUCCGCAUUCCAGCAAUACGUUGCCAAGCGACGUGAAAGUCUUGAAGCAUCGACGCGUAAUUUUAACGAGAAACUGGAGGCGCGUAGAAUGCUCUGCCACAUGGGUGGUAAUGGCGGCUCAAGUGGUUCGCCCGCUGCAGCAGCAACGGAUGCUGGAGUGCCUACAUAUAUAUUUGGUGAGAACUUCUAUGGUAUAUCUGGUGGUACGCAAAAGCCCUAUUCACAAGCCAGCAAUAAAGAGGAAAUCUUUCUUAACAAGUCUGGCUGGGUGCAAGUGAGCAAAAAGCUAAAUACGAACAGUGAUAACAAAGGCCGACGCGUGAAUAACAGUCAUCAUAAUGGAGAAGCUACUGAAAUGGAUAAGGCACAUGGCCGUAAAGCUAUACGCGUAAUACAAAUUGGUCAAGCACACCGGCAAGAGCAAAACCGGCAAACAUUUCCACACAAUUCGGCAAGCCGGUGUGAUCGGGAACCCAAAUUCGUGGGUUCCAAGGUGGAGGAGUUAAUUCAGCGCAACGAAGCACGAUUAGGUGGGAUAUCCUCAAGAGAUUCAGCUUUGCGUCCGGGCUAUCGAAUUGUGGAUCCCCAAUUGGCGAGCAUACUUAAUGAGCGUCCCGGCUUUCUGCCUGUUACCGAUCUGGAUUCACCGCCACCCAUAACCCCUAUUCUUUCGCCACCGCCCGCUUUUCAGGAUAACAGCAGCAAAAGCAAUCGCACAAAUCGACAUCAGGAGCGACGCAAGAUUAACCUCCAGUCAUAUGUACCUACUCAGCAAUUACGGGUACUUCAGACCCCGAUUCAAAUGCAACAGCAGCCGGGACAUGGCUCCGGCAGCGGUACUAGCAGUGGAAAGGGCAUGGUCUUUUCGCGCAGCUUCGAGUAUGACAUGCGGCGACCCACACCCGCAAACAGAUACGUGGACACAUUUUCGCGCAGCUUUGAUGACAACCUGUCGGAACGACCCGUAGUCAUGCCAUCUUUGGCAGUGCAGCGCGAACGCUCCCUCAACUUUAGUACAUUAACUGGUAAUUCGCCGAAUUACUUAACAAAGCGAGAAGGCGGCGGCGGCGGCGGUGGUGGCCGAUCGCUGCGCAGCCGAGAAAACUCUCCAAAAUACCUUCAGCCGCAAACCACCGCCUAUCUUAAUGCGUCUGUGAAGGAAGCACCACCGGCGUACAGCGUAGCUAGCAACAAUAUGGCAAAGUAUUCGCCGCGCUCCCGACAUGACCGCGCCUUUGAACGCUCUAAGAGCCACAAUGUAAUGGGACGUUCGCGGAAGUCACAAUUCAGCUGCAUCAGUGGCAACAGUGGCUCAGGCUCAGGUGGCCCCCCGCCUAUCGCCCAGGGAAUGUCGCGUUUUCGGAGCCUGGAUAUGACCAUCAAUAAUCGUCUUAAUUCUUGCGAUAGCGGUGCCCGAUCAGAAAAUAUUGCUUUCACAGAUCUUUCGAACGACGAGCUCGAUAUCGAAGAGGGCAGCUCUACGGAAUUCCUUUCAACUAACUAUCAGCUGCCUAAUGUGGCCACGGGAAGCGCUAGUGUCUCACCAUUUAAGACUCAGCGUCAGCGAUCUCUUACACCUGACCGAAACGACUCGCACAGCUCUUCAAGCAGUUUGCGAAAACAGCGUUCUCUCACGCCGGACUCACGCUCUCUGACUCCAGAAGAAAGGCGAAAAAAGGGCUCCCAGAUAUCCCUGAUUGGCUCACGGCAGAACUCUAGCUCCCGCAGCAAUACGUUAGAGCGACGACAGCGUCACGACGAUAAGACUCCGCCAACUAUUUCACGCAGCUCUUCUAGUUCAAGCUACAGCGGCGGCGAAUCGCAUGAUCUAUUGAACGGCAGUCCUAACACUGCUAGUAGUGCUGCUGGUGGUGCAUCUUGUGCGACCAAUUAUCGUCGUUCGAUGGGACGCACUCCAGCCAAACAGGUAGAGCAGGAACAUCUCAUUCGACGCUCCAGUAGAUCCCUUCAACUUAGCGAGCGGUCCCCGAAUCGCACGCAAAAAUCUAUAGUAUGUGUGAGUGGUGGGGUUUCCCCACUGCAAAAGCAGCAGGCAACGGCUCAUUAUCAGCAAGCGAAUACCGGCAUCUUUCCAAACUCCCUACGUGCCACAGUAUCCGCCAACAAAUUAUUGCCCAGUUCAAAGGGAGCAACGGGCAACUCGACAGCUCGACAGCGUCAAGUCGACUUGGACAAGGCACGUUCCUUUGAUUUUGACUACAACAAUUACAAUCGAAGUGGUGCCACCAGCAAUGCCACACGUUCCGCCCAUACCAGUGGUGGUGGUGGUGGUGGUGGUGGUGACAGCGGCAAUAAUCCGAAUUUACGCUCGGAUUGUGAUAAGAGCCGGUCUUUUGAUGAGGACUACCGCGCAGCACUGCACAACAACAACGGCAUAAGUAGCUCUGGCAUUCAUUUUUUUAAAUCAGGCAGUGAACCAAAUGCUGUUGUAUCAUCGUCCACUCGGUUGCGCCAUUCUAACUCUCCAGUCGGUGGAGCGGCCCAUGAUCGCACGCCGACACGUUCACCACAAUCUUCAGGCUCAUCGUCCAACAACAUCCAACUAACAUCGCAAUGCACGAGCAGCCCCCCCGCUAAUAGCGGGUAUGGUAUGCGCCUAUGUGACCAUGAACUAUCUUACGAUAUGCUGAGAAAGUCACCGAUCAUGAAUUUCCGACGUGGGGACAGCGAAUACGAGAUCCCCAUGCAGUUGCGUAAUCGCGAAACUAUCAACUCCGGCGGCAACAGUGAACUUAACUUUAUGAGCAACGAAACGCAUAUUUACGAGCACCCAACGACUGUGCUUAAUCCGCAGCGUUCUGGCUCACGUGAAGAGCAUUUGUACAGGGCGACAGGUGCGACGCCGCGCAGCAGCAGUCCUGAACCGCAAACCGCGAGAACAGCCACCAACAAGAAAUGCAGAAAAAGUCUAACAUAUUGCGAUUAUUGGCCACGCUGUAGUGCUUGCAGUAGCACAAGCUCUAGUAACUUGCAGGAUUUUGCCUCUUUGGGUCAGAGCGCAAUCAGAGGACAAGAUGCUUUGCCCGUUGUUACUCAAGAUAUGCAACAGCCACAUAUCUCCAAAGUGGCCUUAAAAGGGAAUCUCAUUAAAUUCGACAUAAGUGAAACAGCAACAAGAAUAUCUCCUAGCCAGGCCGGUAUACCGCAGUGGAUGUUCCUGUGCAGCGGUGGCAUUAAUAGAAAACCUGAAAGGGGAGAAGCCAAUCCUCAUGACUUCAAAACGACCAGUAGAGAUCGUCGACAGCCAACUGCUGUUAUUCGACCUCGUGUCGUACCCCUGACUGCCAGUUCACUUGUACUUUUAGGAGGAAAUUGCGAUCUUGUUACCGGAACACAAACUUCUGAUGCCAAAGAGCAGUCCAGACAUGUGCCUACGGAAUCUCUACAAAGCACCAUGAAAAAUAACUUAGAAAAUGCAAACCAGAGCGAGCUGUCAAAUCAAGAGCAACAAUUGAUGAUGAACCGUAAUAAACGGAAACGGCCACGAUGCAAUUCACUUCCGGUCAGAAUAUCAGCCCCACCGAAGCUGCAACCAGUUGAAACUGUUGUAAGAUUGCCAAAAAGUGGAAAGGAUAAUGUCAGCAUAAUUGGUAUACGCUGUAGCGGAAACGGCGAGUGUUUGUCCCAACAGAUGCGUGCCAUUUCGAGUCCAGCGCUUACAGGCUCCGUAAUAUCGCCAAAGUACCUCCAGGAUGAAUUUGCGGAAGCUCGUGAGCUAACAAAGGAUGCGGCUGCUACAACUGAAGCCAGUUUCGACUGCGGUAUAGUUGAAGGGAACCAGACUAGUCUGGGCGUCUUACAGAAAUUUAAACGCACAUUGCAUAACUUGAAUAAUAGAAAUCAAUUGCAAAUUACGCCCUUGCACACAGGGGCAGUCGUUAACGCGGACACAAAGCCAAUGCCUAUAAAUCCGAUGGUCUCCAUUACAGUACCUGCGCCAGUUGUAGACAAUAAGAUUGACCCAACAGACAACUGUGGCGUAGAUACAAGCUCCGCCAAAUACCGCUUUGGUCCGUUAAUUUGGCGCUCAUCAAAGGAACGUCGUAAGACAAAAUUUAAUCGCCGCGACAAGUGCAAUUCUGGUGACUCCGGUAUCCAAAUCGAAUUAGAAUUGGAUGAACAGUAUAUGCGCACACUGGCGAGCGGGCAGCCACGAGCAGCCAGUGCCCUGACAAACCCGUCAAGUGCCAUGGACCGAAAGGCACGUACCAUACGCCGUUGUCACUCUGCCAAAGCAAGCACCAUAAUGGAGCAAGCCGCUGUACAACCCCCGGUCAACAAUCAGCUUAAUAAAGGCAGCAUUUGCAACAUAGAACGCGAAGCCCCCGAGUCUUUACCUACGCGCUCCCUCAGUCAACCCAGUGGCUUAGAAAUAUAUGGGAAAUGCAGAACCGAUAUUGAGGACAGCGAUAGUGACAGCAUCGCGUCACAUGAGGAAGCAAACAACUUCUGUCCCAUUUAUGCGGAAGUGCUCUACAACUUCACCGCGGCUGGUCCGCAAGAGCUGGGUCUGGAGCGGGGUACUUUAAUCGAGAUAUUGCGGAAGGAAGUAGGCCCUUGGUGGUUUGGACGUAUUAAAAAGGAGGAUGUUAGUCUUGUAGAAGAAAUUCAUGAUCCUGAAAUUGGCUGGUUUCCCAAAGAAUUUGUGCGCAUAAUUCAUAGUUGUGAAAUAAAUGCUUUGCUGAAUGUGCAAAAGACGAUGAAAGAUGAUGUAUCUGUUCCUGCAGCCGUUGCAGACAUCCAAAUCCCAGUGCCCGUUAGUGAACUAAACACCGGCGAUAACAGUGCCAAUGCCAUGACUUUGGAUCAGAGUAACAUCACAACCAUAGUCAUUGAAUCACCCUCAUCAACUGUCCUCACGCUACCACCGCGCAUUAAUGAGCAACAGGACAGUUACGAUAUAAUACGGUACGGUGCUGUGCGUGAGCUCCUCGAAACUGAAAUUAAUUACGUAAAGCUUCUGGCUUCGAUUUGCGAUGGGUAUUUGCCUGCCAUGAGCAAACGCAUCGAUAUAUUUUCUCCCAACAGCAUACGACUUAUAUUUUCCAAUAUAACAGCCAUUUACAAGUUUCAGCGAAAGUUUUUGGAAGCGCUGCGCAACGGCAUUGAACAGAACCAAGUAUCUAAGGUAUUUCUAAAAAUGCAUAAAGGAUUCCUCUGCUACUCUACAUACUGUAAUGCUUAUCCACGUGCACUUAUCGAACUCGAAUCCUACGAACGCAUCAAAGACGCACGCACCAUUUUAGAGAACUGCCGUGAAUCCGAGAACUUGGCUGAACUACCCCUAUCUGCGCAUCUCCUGGCGCCAGUGCAACGCAUUUGCCGUUAUCCACUGCAUCUUAACGAACUUAUUAAGACUGCUUUUAGCAGUAACCUCGCUGAAGAUACAAAUGAGGUUGCUGUCCAAACGGAUAUCUUAGACUAUGAACAGAUCGAUCUAUCUCAGUGUGAUGUUCCUGAUACGCACGACACCGUUAAUUUGGCGCUGAAAAAGAUGCGCGGCAUCACAGAGGCUGUAAACGAGGGAAAACGCCACAGUGAGACCAUUGCACGGCAUCAGUCAAGCUUUCAAAACUUUAAAGGACCACCGCUACACCUGCACAGUACACGUUUUUUCAUUCAAGUAGACGCCACGCGCCAAAAGCAGAACCUGUGGAAUAGCAGCUGCACACUGUUCCUUUUCGAUAACCAACUGAUUUACUGCAAACGAGAUAUUAUCAAGCGCAGCCAGUUCAUCUACAAGGGACGAAUCUUUUUGGAUCGUUGUCGCAUCGUUAACGUACGGGAUGGAAAAAUGUUUGGUCAUACAAUUAAAAAUUCACUACGAAUCUACUGCGAAUCGCGGGACAAGUGGUACGACUUUAGCUUCCGCUCGGCUAACCGUAAACAUCGCUUUCUUAAUACGCUUGCCUUAGAGCGACAGUUUGGGGGCAAGGCACUAUACGUGUCCGAGAUGACUGGGUUUGAGUACAACUAUGAGGAACGCCCGGGUUACUAUUCUGACCAAUCGGAAUACGAGUUGCCAGAAUGCGAGCCUGCACAGGGCAACACGUCGGCAAGUGGCGACAGUUCAGUACCCGAAUCACCGGCUAAGUCACCCUACCGAUCUUGCGAUACUUUGCCCAAAAAAUCCCAGUCGCGCGACGCUAUUGCCAGUACUAGUAAUGGCUCUGGACAUAUGUCAACUGGGUCGCUAGGCCGUCGGCGUCUAGGAAACUGGUUCCGGAAGCCAAAGAGUUCCAACUGUACGCCUAGUCAGUCACCUACGCACAAACCGAACUUCGAUGCAGAUUUAACGUUAACGGCCGCACGUGUUGCUGCAAUUGAAAUGGUUAGAGCCUCUGCCGCGCAACAAGAGGCAGACAGCUCGUUUGCUUAGUUAUCCUAUUAUUUCAUAAUUAUUUAUCAUUUUGAAGAAUACAAAUCACAACAUUCAAUAAUUGAAAAGCAACCUAUUUGCUAUAAAAGAAUGUUGAUAAAAAUACUGACACAGAAGUGUAUAUUUUAACAAUAAAAUAUUUUAGGUUAGUUCCUAUUUUUAUUUGAAUGUCUUAAAUCGCCUGAUGCCUAAUUUUUUCUAUACUGAAUUAAUGUUUAGAAUGAAAUGGUCAGUUUUCUGUAUAAAAUGUACAAAAUAAUAAAUGUUUGUUUUUAAUUGCUUUCUCUUUUUAUUAAACGAAUCAAGUAUAAUUUUACUAUCUGGGUAAUAUUGAUACACUCGCAAAACAUUUAAUUAAUAUUCUGUCCUGCUUAACGUGCAUGUGCGCAAAAUUAAGAACACAGCUACAAAAAACCCUUUCUAUACUGAACAAAAUAAUAACCAUAUGUAUAUUAUCAGAAUAUAAACUAUAUGUUAAAUAGUCACAGGUUAUAUAAAAUCUUGCAGAAAUGAGUUAAAAAGUAGUCAUAUUAUUGAGCAAAUGAAUUGUUACUUGUAAUUUUUAUUCAAAAAAAAAAUAAAAAUAAUAAUUAAAAAGAGAACUGUUAAAAUGAAAAUUGUGCAAGCCAAAAAAUAUUUCAAAACCUACGAGCGAAUUUAAUUUUCUUAAGAAAAACGUAUAUACCAAAAUAAGUUCAAAUAUAAGAUAACAUUGAGUUGAACGUUUUAAAAGCAAUUUACUAUUUAAUAGAUUUUGUAUAAACAAACAAAUGAACAAAAAAAAAACAUAAUUCCUUACAAUGUUAAUUCUGGACCAUCCCAUCAAGUGUAUUUGGCUAACAGAUAAUUAAGCGAUGUUUUUUAAUCCAGGCUCGAAUCAACUUAAUAAUAGGCAAACAUCGGGGAUGGAAUUAGAAGUAAAAUAAAGUAAUAAUUUAAACGAAA